Molecule: messenger RNA, 564 nt
Organism: Penicillium chermesinum
Lineage: Eukaryota; Fungi; Ascomycota; Eurotiomycetes; Eurotiales; Aspergillaceae
Product: DUF3245 domain-containing protein
Exons: 2
Coding region: 1-564 (187 amino acids)
Source: RefSeq, a predicted model, not a curated record
AUGGCCGCUUCGAAAAGCGAAUCCGAUGUGAUUCUCAACCGCGCCAAUGUUGCGCUUGCCCGCAGCCAGCGUCUCGUCGCCUCAUGGCUUCCUGCACCAACCGAAGACGAGCUCGCCAACACCAAGUCCGAAGAAGAGCUCCGGCGCGAGGAAGACGAGAUUUUCACCGCAGUUCCCGAGACACUCGGCGUUGGUGCUCCGCUCCCCGAAAAAGCCGCCGAUGGAAGCUGGAACCGCACAGAACUGAGUUCGAAUGAUAAACUGCGCAAGCAGUUACUUGGCAGGAAUUACGAUAAAAUCAUGAAAGCAUCCGCGACGAACCCAGCAAAUAAGGGCGCAGCGCCGGGCUUUCAAGCAGGGAAAACGGCCCCGUCUGCGGCUCCCACCAAUCAAGACGCCGAAAGCGACGAUGAUGAAGAAGGCCGGACGGCUCUGGUGGGCAAAAAGAGGCGAAGAGUCAGCGCAUCGAUAGCUUCCAAGGAUUCUCAAUCGAAGGACCCAUCAGAAGAGCAGGAGGGCACCCCUAGUACGAAAAGAUGUGCCUGUGCGACAGGCACCUUCUAA